Molecule: messenger RNA, 6230 nt
Organism: Cylas formicarius (sweet potato weevil)
Lineage: Eukaryota; Metazoa; Arthropoda; Insecta; Coleoptera; Brentidae
Gene: spg
Product: dedicator of cytokinesis protein 3
Exons: 30
Coding region: 107-6217 (2036 amino acids)
Biological process (GO): small GTPase-mediated signal transduction
Cellular component (GO): cytoplasm; plasma membrane
Molecular function (GO): guanyl-nucleotide exchange factor activity; small GTPase binding
Source: RefSeq, a predicted model, not a curated record
CAAUGGCCGUAAACCAGAUGAGAGUGUUAUCGAUUUGAGUUUUAAAUGAGUGUUUCGGUUUUUUCGUACGUUUUUAGUAUGUAAGAUGGUGCGAAAAUAAACGAAAAUGUGGAUCACGACGAAGACGAAGAAGUACGGCGUGGCCAUUUACAAUUACAAAGGCGACACGAGGUUCGGGCUUCCGCUCGAGAUUGGUGAAACCGUGCAAAUCCUAGAAGAAUGUCCCGGCUGGUACAGAGGUUUUUCGACGAAAAAUCGCGCCCUCAAAGGCAUCUUCCCGCACUCUUACGUCCACCUGAAGCAAUGCAAGGUGGAUAACGAGGGUCUAUUUGAGAGCGUCGUUCCCGUCGAAGAUCCCGUAGUGCGGGAGGUGACGUUGGUGCUUAGGGAAUGGGGAAGAAUAUGGAAAGGGAUUUUCGUGGAGAGGAACCAUUACAAAUUUGAAACCGUGGGUAAGGUGAUGAGAGACCUUUUGGAAUGGAGACGGCAGCUGGUAUCGGGCACGUUGACCCACGACCAGACCAGGGAGCUGAAGCUGAAAAUCAUUCAGAAAAUCGACUGGGGUAACAGAAAAUUGGGAUUGGACCUGGUACCCCGCCAGGGGGCUAACAUGGUAGAGCCGGAUUCCAUGUCGGUAGUGGAAUUGUAUCAUGUUCACGUGGCCAGCGCUGAAAACACUCAGGGAGUUUCCGCCAGAGGCACGAUAAAAAAGAAAGAACAAAAGAAAACGCUAACGCACCAUUUGUACUUUUGCAUGCGCGACUUCGGCCAUCACAUCGGCGAGGAUACCGAGAUAUAUUUCUCGCUGUACGAUGGCUGCAAACAGAAGUACAUAACCGAACGGUUCCUAGUCAAAAUUUCCAAAGAGGGUUUUUCGAAUUAUAUCGAAAAAUUGCACAGUAAUUGCACAGUAUUUACGGAUCUUGGCAAUUCCGAUUUGAAUAAGGACGUGUACAUAGUUGCUCACGUGAUGCGAAUAGGCAAAAUGCUCUAUUCGGACAGCUCAAAAAAGACUGAAAAAUCGGCGGGCCAGCCCCAAAUGUUCAAACGGCCGCACGGCAUCGCCGUCCAAAAUCUGGGCGACUUUUUGACGAGCAAAGAAAGCGACAACGACGAAAAGGAAAUCAGCAUGAAGGUGUAUCAGGGUGAAGACAAGGACUUUUAUCAGCUCCACGAAUUCAUCAUCAGACAAUCGGGCAAGUUCAGCGCCCUAUCCGGUCCGAUAAACUACGGCAUAAUGAUCUCGUUGAAAAUGCUACACGGCGAACUGAGGGCCAUACGCGAGGAGAGCCCUCUGCUGUUCAAAAACGUCAGUCUAACGAACAAGUUGGGUUUCCCAGACGUGAUAAUGCCCGGCGACGUCCGAAACGAUUUGUAUCUGACGUUGGAAAGAGGAGAGUUUGAACGCGGCGGUAAAUCCACGGGCAAGAACAUUGAGGUGGCCGUGGUGAUAUUGGACAGCGAGAAAAACGUCAUUAAGAACUGCCUGUGGGGCGCGUCGGGGAUGGAAGGUGCCACCGAAUACAACUCGAUGAUACUGUACCAUCACAAUUCACCCGCUUGGGCUGAGAACGUGAGGUUAACGUUGCCUAUAGACAAGUUCGCCGGAGCUCACGUCCGUCUAGAGUACCGACACUGCUCAACCAGGGAGAAGAACGACAAGAAACUGUUCGGUUUCUCCUUCUUCCGUUUAAUGGACAAAGAUGGCGCCGCGGUGCAGGACGGUCAGCACGAGUUGUACAUUUACAAGUGCGAGGAUCCGUCCAAGCUGGAUAACUGCGGGUACCUGGCGUUGCCGGCUUACGCGAAGGACUACGAGGGUAACCACGAGGCUAGCGGACAGUUCUCCAGGAGUCACAAGGAAAUCAUUUACGUACGCACGCUGCUGUGUUCGACGAAAUUGACGCAGAACGUGGACCUUCUCGCGUUACUACGAUGGAAAUCGCAUCCGGAAAGGAUCCAGGAAUCGCUCCAGCGGGUGUUGAAGCUGGGCGACGAGGAGUUGGUGAAGUUCCUGCAGGACGUGUUGGACGCGCUAUUCGCGCUGUUUUCGACGGAGGACGGCAACUCGACCGCCCACAGCGGUCUCGUGUUCCACGUGCUGGUGUCCAUUUUCAAUUUACUGGAUGGCUCGAAAUAUCAACACUUCAAGCCGGUCCUGGACGCCUACAUCAAGAACCAUUUCGCUGCCGCACUCGUCUACAAGGGUUUGCUGACAAGCGUGCAACACUGCGCCGACUGGGUGGUGUCGUUCGACAAACAGGAACCGAUCCAAAAAUGCUUCAAGAGUCUGGAGUACAUUUUCAAGCUGAUCAUACAGAGCCGGCUGUUGUUUUCGCGCGCCACCGGCGGCCAUUACGAGGACAGUUUCCGGCGCGACCUCUACAGCGUGUUCUCGUCACUGAAUAAAAUGCUGACGAUUAACGACGCCCGUAUCAUCAACACCCAGGUGGCGCUGCUGUUGGCGCUUAGCUCGGUGUACGAGCAGCUGAACGAGGUACUACCGACGAUCGAGUGCACCAAAUUGGCCGCGACCAUGCUCGAUUUUAUACCGAGGGAACUGUCGGCGCCUUUAGCCCAGGCCAAGCUCGCCUGCAUCAAGAAUUUGGUUACGAGCAAGCUGUUUCAGGACGACGAGUCGAGGAAUAUUCUCUUGGCGAACGCCUGCAAACAUCUGAGCUACCACCUGAUCAGAAGGGACGAGCUUAAGCUUUGCACGGAAAUAUUGGGCGAGAUUCUCGGUUUUCUCUUCAGGCACAAAAAAAUUAGCGAGGAGCAAGGCAAAAUCAAUAACUGCAUCCACCACGACGUCGACACGCUCAAUCUGUCGGUUUUGGAAGUGCUGAUACAGUGCAUACUCAGCAUCAUCGACAAGGAUUCAAAGAUUUUGGGAUGUUUGGUGGCGUGCCUCAUAGGGAUCCUCCAGCUUUUGGACGAGUUCCACUACAAACGCCUGUGGGAGGUGCUCAUGGGUCCUAAUUGCGAUCGUAAACCGCUAAAAGACUUCCUGCUCAGAGUUUUCCUCGUAUUUCGAAACCUAAUCCGCAUGGAGGUGUUCCCACCCGACUGGCUGGUGAUCAAAAUGCUCACGAACAACGUCAUCCUCAAAGCGCUCCAGGAGUUCGCUCAACCCUUGGCGUUUAAAUUUUUGGACAGCAGGGCCGGAUAUUUCGACAAAGAGCUCUGGACGAACUACUUCAACUUGUCGGUGGAUUACCUCACGCAGCAGUCUCUGCAACUCGAACAGUUCUCCGACGUUAAGCGGGAGAAAAUCAUCGAAAAAUACGGCGACAUGAGGGUGCUGAUGGGUUUUCAGAUACUCUCGAUGUGGUCCCAACUCGGGGAGUGCAAGUUGCAUUUCAUCCCGUCGAUGGUCGGGCCUUUCCUCGAAGUAACCCUCGUGCCGGAAAUCGAGCUGCGCAAAGCCACACUGCACAUAUUCUUCGACAUGAUGGAGUGCGAGCAGAGGGCGAGAGGUAACUUUAAGCAGGUGGAAUGCGAGCUCAUCGACAAGCUCGAUAUACUGAUCUCAGAGAAUAAGGGUGACGACGAAUACAGGCGGCUGUUCAAUACCAUGGAACAUUUGAGCGCAGUGCUGUUGGAUCGGGUUCAGUCCGAAGAUCCUACGUGGAAAGAAAGCGGGGCCGCCUUUAUCAGCUCCAUAACGAGACUGUUGGAGAGGCUUUUAGAUUAUAGGAACGUUAUACAGGGCGACGAGAACAGGGACAAACGAAUGUCGUGUACUUUUAAUUUGCUGAAUUUUUACAAGAACGAGUUUAACCGGAAAGAAAUGUACCUGCGAUACAUUUACAAACUGCACGAUCUGCACUUAUCGGCCGAGAACUUUACCGAGGCGGCGUUCACGAUGAAACUAUACACGGAUCAGCUUACGUGGAACACGAACCAGAUCGUUCCGGAUCCGAAUUAUCCGAACCAUACCGAAUGUCAAGUCAAGGAGCUCCUUUAUCGGCAAAUCAUCAAUUAUUUCGACAAGGGAAAGUGUUGGGAGAAGGGGAUACCGCUUCUAAAAGAACUCGCCAACCUUUACGAGACGAUAUUCUUCGACUACAAGCAGUUGAGCGACAUCCUCAAAUGUCAGGCGAAAUUCUACGACAACAUUCUCACCCAGCUCCGUCCGGAACCCGAAUAUUUCCGGGUCGGUUUCUACGGUCUCAGUUUCCCGCUUUUCGUCAGGAACAAACAGUUCGUAUACCGGGGCCUCGAAUACGAACGGAUAGGCGCUUUCACGCAGCGACUUCAAACCGAGUUCCCUUCCGCACAGAUAUUGAUGAAAAACACGCCCCCGGACGAUUCGAUCGUCAACUCGGACGGGCAGUAUAUUCAAAUUUGCAACGUGAAGCCGAUCCCGGAAGCGACGCCUAUCACUUUGGCGACCGAUAUUCCGGAGAAGAUCUCCAGGUUCUAUCACUAUAACGACGUGAAACGGUUCCAGUGCGACAGGCCCGUACAUAAGGGUAUCAUCGACAAAGAUAACGAAAUAAAGACCUUGUGGAUAGAAAGGACUGUCCUGGAGAUCGCGGCGCCUCUGCCGGGCAUCCUCAGGUGGUUCGAGGUCAUAGACCGACAGACCGACGAGAUUCCUCCGGUGCAAUACGCGUGCGAAACGAUGCAAACCGUUGAACAAGAACUGAGACAGCUGAUCGCCGUGUAUACGCACGACACCAAGCGGAACUUGAACCCGUUCACGAUGAGACUGCAAGGUAUCAUCGACGCGAACGUCCAGGGCGGUCUCAGCAAAUACCAGCAGGCGUUCUUCACGAAGGAAUUCGCCAAACUCUAUCCGGAGCACAAGGUCUACGUCAACACCCUGCAAGAUUUGAUCUUGAACGCUACCAGGGUCAUCGAGGAAGGCCUAUACCUGCACGGCAAACUGGCGCCGCCUAGCGUCCAACCGUUGCACCAAAGACUGAUCGAGCGGUUCUUCCAGUUGAAGGAGAGCCUCGGCUCGUUGAACCAACAAAUGCCCAAUAGUAUAGUGAACACGCCCCUGCCGCCGGUACCAUCCGAAAAACGCCUCCUGGCGGACAACAGCGGAAGCAAUCGUUCGUCAAACUCGAGCGGCAACUACGGCCAUCUUUUGGAGCACCAGACGCUGUUGGACUACGACAGCGUCUACUCGAAAUCGCUGGUAGGGCUCAAAACACUUUUUAGCCGAGGAAGGAGUACGUUAAGUUACGCAACUGAGUAUGCCUUUAGGUUUUACGUGUCGACAGGGGAAUGUUGCAUGCAUAAAGACCUAGACAGACCUAUACUCAGCCGCGAAAAUUUAUCGCUGCCCAUGGGGAAUAUGAUUACAGCGCCCCCUAUACCGCAACGAGAGUCGAGGCCACGGUCGCAGGGAUUUAACGGCACCAACGCGACGGAACUGCGCACGCCCACGAGAGGCACCGCAGAGUACAACAGCAUCAGUUUACCGUCCAUACGGAACAGGGAUUCGGAUCCGUGCGAGGUGCCCCUCCCACCGAAAGCGACGCACACGCGCGAAAGGUCGCUAACGAAACCUCCCUCGCCGCGACUUUUAAGGCACGCCAUGUCCAUGACGCCUACCGACGGAACGCCCCUAAGAAACUCGUGGCCAGACUCGGGCAUCGAAGGGGCGCCCCCUUUACCGCCACGAUCUCACACGCCCGAUAAACGGGUCCAGAGCCUGCCGAACGAACCGCCCCCCAACAUACCGAAACGGGGUCAGAAGAGGUCCACUCCCUCCAUAUGCAGUGCCGAGUAUCUGCCGCUGGACGAGCCGCCCACGGCCACGACGGCGGCCCCAUCGUCCAGCGAGGGUGACCUGGUGACUUCAGGCUGCAGUCUGGGAACCGGGACGUCGGGCGCUCACGACUUGCGGGAUUCCGGGAUCAGCAUGAACGAGACCAAUUCGGUUUUGAAUAACUUCAACGCUCACUGUUACGAAGACUUCGACAUGCAAACGCACCCCUCGGAGUUGAACAUAUCGGUCAGUCCUCAGGAGGGUGACGCCUCUAGUCCGAGGGAGGAGCAUCCGCCCCCUAUCCCGCCGAAAACGGGCGGGAGUUUGAACUCUAGCCUCGAUUUUGGCGGUAGUUUGGAAAGGCCACCGAGAAGAAAAGAACUAACCCCAUCGAACGACAUAAUAAGCCCUCCGGAGAACUACUCUCACCCGAAGCUGUACCGGGAGAACGAGACCAAGGGAGCGGAUAAGACCGAACCGUCGCACCUCUAACAUGGCCGACGAA